Messenger RNA from Humulus lupulus (European hop), 1110 nucleotides. RefSeq names its product disease resistance protein SUMM2-like. The transcript is spliced from 2 exons. The record is from RefSeq and is a predicted model, not a curated record. Gene Ontology annotation, molecular function: ADP binding. Bases 1 to 1110 code for a protein of 369 amino acids. NCBI's taxonomy places the organism in Eukaryota, Viridiplantae, Streptophyta, Magnoliopsida, Rosales, Cannabaceae.
AUGUCAUUGCCACCAAAUCCAAACCCAGACUACUUAACUGCAGUUGAGUUGGAGAAUAUGCAGUUAAGAAGCCAUCUUGCUAAGGCAAAUAGGCAAAUUAAGGAUUUUUUGGCUCAGUUACCCCUUCUUGCAACCGACGUUAAUGUCGAAAAGAGGCAAAUAUCAUCUUGUUUCGAACUCACUGCUAGAGAGGCCAAGUAUGUGUGUGAGCUUGAAGAAAACCUUGAAGCUCUUAAGAAAGCUUUAGAUCACUUAAAAAAUAAGAACAAUGACGUGCUGAGGAGAGUAAUUGUGGCUGAGGAAGAGCCACACAUGAAACGCUUGGAUGAGGCCCAAAGAUGGAUUUCAUUGGUUGAAGCCAUGGAAACUAAAGUUGAUGAACUGAUGCUAACAAGCUCUGAAGAAAUUAAUAGACUUUGCCUUUGUGGUUGCUGCUCAAAGAACUACAGAUCCAGCUACAAGUUUGGGAAAAUAGUGCAUGGAAUGCUUGCUCAAGUGAUUGAUUUGCAGAGCAAACGGGCCUUUGAGUUGGUGGCUGAAAGAGAACCAGUAGCUCUGGUGGUUGAAUUGCCAGCCGAGCCAAGUGUGGGCUCGAAAUUACAACUUGAAGAGGUUUGGAGGGACAUCAAUGAUGAAAAUGUUAGUAUUAUGGGGUUGUAUAGAAUGGGAGGGGUGGGCGAAACCACUCUUUUGAAAAGUAUCAACUCAAAAAAAAACUAUAAUGUUAUAUGGGUAGUUAUGUCUAAAGAUCAUACUAUUGAGAAGGUACAAAAUGACAUUGGAGACAAAAUUGGGUGCUCUGGUGUCACGUGGAAGAACAAAACAUGUCAACAAAAAUAUGAAGACAUUUUAAAAAUGCUGAGCAAAAAGAAAUUUGUUUUGGUUUUGGAUGACAUAUGGAAGAGAAUUAAUCUUGUUAAAUUUGGGAUCCCUUUGCCUAGCAGACAAAAUGGUUCCAACUCCAAGCUUGUAUUCACAACUUGUUCCAAGGGUGUUUGUUGUCGUAUGACCCCUGAAAAACAAGUUGAAGUGAAGUGCUUGUCAUGGGAAAAAUCAUUGAAGUUAUUUGAAGAAAAGGUUGGCAAAGAAGCUCUUAAUGUCCAUCCAUAA